GGCGCGGGGCGCGGGCCGGGCGAGGGGCGGGCGGGGGGCCCUGGUGGCCGUCCCCGGCGUAGCCGCCGCGCUCCGGGGUCGGGCCCGAGGGUCCCCGCGCGGGGCGGGGCCGGGGGCGGCGAGACCGCCGCCCCGGGGGGCCCCGCGGCUGGGACUGGUCUGGUCGAGGAGCUCUCUCGGAAGAGGAAGAACAAGAAGAGAUCCCGGAACGGCAAGGCGCGGGAAGGAAGCGGGAGGCCGGGAGGCGCCGCUGGCGCUGUCGUGCGGCCUCCCGCGGCUGCGGAAGAGUUUUCCCGGAACUGGAAGGCGCUGCGGGAGCUGCUGAAGCAAAAAUCACAGGCUCUGGAAAAGCCUCUUGUUAUCUCUCAGAUGGAUUCCAAAAAGCAGCCCAAAGUUAUCCAACAAAACAGAGAAGGCAGCCCAGGUAAAGCUAAGAGAGAUGAGAUGGGGACAGAAAAAACAGACCAUGCAGCCAGCGGGGGCUCUGCUCCUUCAGGAUCUCUGAGGAACAGGAAGGUGCCAGCACCUCCCACAAAGGCCAGCCGAGCAGAGCACAGUGAGAAAGGGACCAAGAAAAGGACAAAUGGUGACAUUUCUCCGACUCAAGGGGACAUCAAGCAUAAGAAGCGGAAAGCUAAGGAGGCGGCUGCAGCCUUGACUCCAGCCCCACCCACUGAGGAAGACAUCUGGUUUGAUGAUGUCGACCCGGCAGAUAUCGAAGCGGCCAUCGGCCCAGAGGCAGCAGAGAUCGCAAGAAAACAGCUGGGACAGAGUGAGAGGAGCGUCACGCUGGUGAAGGAGCAGGCCUUCGGCGGCCUGACGAGAGCCUUAGCCAUGGACUGUGAGAUGGUGGGCGUGGGCCCCAAUGGGGAGGAGAGCAUCGCUGCCCGCGUGUCCAUUGUGAAUCAGUAUGGGAAGUGUGUUUACGACAAGUACGUCAAGCCCACCCAGCCGGUGACUGACUACAGGACGGCGGUCAGCGGGAUACGGCCCGAGCACCUCCGGCAGGGAGAGGAAUUUGAAGUUGUUCAGAAGGAAGUGGCAGACAUGCUGAAGGGCCGCAUUCUGGUUGGACACGCACUGCACAACGAUUUAAAGGUGCUGUUUCUAGAUCACCCAAAAAAGAAGAUCCGGGACACUCAGAAAUACAAACCUUUUAAGAGUCACGUGCAGAGUGGAAGGCCAUCCCUGAAGCUGCUUGCAGAGGAAAUCCUGGGGAUCAGGGUGCAGCAGGCGGAGCAUUGCUCGAUUCAGGAUGCCCAGGCAGCAAUGAGACUGUACAUCAUGGUGAAGAAGGACUGGGAGAGCGUCGCCCCAGACAGGCGCCCCGCAGCCACCGCUCCAGAUGCCGGCAGUGACGACGCCUAGUGAGAGCCCAGCUGCUAGUGCCGUCCCUCCCACCGCCCUGUGGCAGUGUCUCCGUCCACAGGCAGUUGUGACCAAAUCUGCCCAGAGCAGCAACUCUGUCGAAACAUUUUCAAAAUCAUGGCAGCAGGGGCAUGGGAGCAUGCAUGCUGCUGAGAAGAACUUUUUCUUCCUUCUGAUUUUAUGAUCUAAGACCUAGUCCCACUCGCAGAGGGGACGGGCAGUGUGGGCAGGGACACAGCCGGCGGAGUCAGGGGUGUUUGUCCUGGGCGCAGCCAGGAGUCCGGGGUGGCGGGACUCAAGUGGGAAUGCACAUGGGGAGUCGGUGCUGUGCCUGCCCUGCGCUGUCACCGUGGACGUGGAGGUGGGCUUCGCUGGGGUUCACCGGGUCCCAGGGCAGGAAGCACCCAGUUGUCCACUGGCUCUUCAGCGCUUCCUCUAAGGAGGCCUCGUUCCCUCCAUCGCCUUGAGCGAUGUAAAGAACUCUUCUGGACUGGAGGGGCCCCGGACCAGGUGUCUGCGGUUAGCCCAGCUGCAGCCUCACUGAAGAGUUUUCUGUAGCCCCCCCUUGGACUUGGAGAGACUUUCUGAGGGCGGGCGUGCCUUCCUCACUCCCCACACCCGCCAAGUUAAACCCAAGUCAGAGCCCGCAGCGUGGCGAUGUGAGGCGCAGGCUGCCUGAGCACGGUGACAAUGUUAUUCCCGGAAACGGGUGCCUCUCCCCGUCCAGGACGGACAUGCUGACCUUGGGCCAUUGAGCUGGAAAAGCCGCUGGGUUCCCGUGGGCGGCUGGGCUCAGGGGUGAGGGUCUUUCCGAGAACGGGGUGGGGGGCAGCCAGCUGCACUGAGUGGAAUGCACAGACCCCGUGGCUUCACCGAACUGCCUGAGGGGGGUACAAAAAAGGUCCAAACCCACUGCGGAUGUUAUUUCACAAAUGCAGGCUUUUACUUGA
Molecule: messenger RNA, 2318 nt
Organism: Diceros bicornis minor
Lineage: Eukaryota; Metazoa; Chordata; Mammalia; Perissodactyla; Rhinocerotidae
Gene: REXO4
Product: REX4 homolog, 3'-5' exonuclease
Exons: 8
Coding region: 370-1368 (332 amino acids)
Biological process (GO): rRNA processing; DNA catabolic process
Cellular component (GO): nucleus
Molecular function (GO): nucleic acid binding; 3'-5' exonuclease activity
Source: RefSeq, a predicted model, not a curated record